CCGGCGCGGGGACUCACCGGGCCCACCCGCGCCGCGUCCCGAGAUGCGCGCCCCUCCCGCCGCCGCCACCCCUCGCGGCCGCCAGGAGUCUGCCUCGGGCUGGGCGAGAACUCGGAGCGGGAGGAAGGCGGGCGCCGGGAGGACGCUAGCGGCGGUAGGAGGCGGACGCGGGCGGCCCCGGUAGAAGCCGGGCGCGGGAGGACGCGGGUGGCGCUGGCUGUCCUCCCGUCGGCCCGACGCUGCCCCGCCCCCGGCGCCGCGCACCUCCCUCGCUCCGCCCCCGAGCGCCCGGCGGCCAAUCACAGCCCCGCGCACGUGACGAGCGCUGCCUGCGAUGACCUCAUCCCUGGUGUGGGAUGACGUCAAAUUCAAGAUGGAUGGAAUCACAGCGGCAGCGGCGGCUGCGGCGCGCGCGAGCCGAGUGUGAGCGGAAAGGGACCCGGCGUCUGCCUCCGGGCUGAAGACCGGUGAGUAACUGUCACGCCCCUCGCCCUAGGAGAACUGCGGGGCCCUGUGGAAGGCCACAGCCUCCCCGCAAAACGCGGCCUUUCCUGACGUAACUCUGAGAUAAACCCAAGCAAUGGAGGGAUUACAGCAUUACAUCAACCCAGCACAUGCCAUUUCUCUCCUGAGCGCACUCAAUGAGGAACGCCUCAAAGGACAGUUGUGUGAUGUGCUUCUGAUUGUUGGAGACCAGAAAUUUCGAGCUCACAAAAAUGUCUUGGCUGCUAGCAGUGAAUAUUUUCAUAGUUUAUUCACAAAUAAGGAGAAUGAGUUGCAAACUGUAUUCCAGCUUGACUUUUGUGAACCAGACGCUUUUGAUAACGUCUUGAACUACAUUUAUUCCUCGUCUUUGUUUGUGGAGAAAGGCAGCCUUGCUGCUGUGCAAGAACUAGGCUACAGCCUCGGGAUUUCCUUUCUGACUAACAUCGUUUCUAAAACACCUCAAGCACCCUUUCCAGUGUGUCCCAACAGAAAAAGAAUAUUCGUGGAACAUGAUGAAAACAGUUCUCAAAAGAGAAGUGUCAUUGUCUGUCAAAGCAGGAACGAGGCACAAGGGAAAACGGUUAGUCAAAGUCCGCCCGAUAUAAGCCAUACUUCCCAGCCCUCCCCAAACAUUGCAGUCAAGGCCAAUGCCAGUAAGCCACAGGUUUCCAAACCAGCCGAACCACUUCACGAUUUGUCAUUGACUGAAAAGAGUUGGCCAAAAGAUGGUUCUGUGGGAUACACAAAGUCUCUUGAGUGUUCUGGAUCUUUGGAUGAUACUAACAGAAGCAGCCUGGGGAAAAGGAAUGCAGUCCUGUCUUCCGCACCUCUGCAAGACAGAGAGGCAGUGGAUGACAAACCAGGUGGAAGCAGUCCGCUGCCCAAAGGAAAAGCUAUAGAGCUGGCCCUGAAAAGGCCCCGGCCACCUGUUCUGUCUCUUCGAAGCUCAUCAGAGACUCCCUAUCUAUUGAAAGAAACUAACAGAGGAAAUGGCCCGGGCGAGGACAGAAACUUGUUGUACUACUCAAAGUUGGGCUUGGUGAUCCCGUCCGGUGGGUCUGCUUCUGCAAACCAAAGCAUUGACAGAAGUGGCCCGCUUGUUAAGAGUCUCCUGCGACGGUCACUGUCGAUGGACAGUCAGGUUCCUGUCUACUCACCCUCAAUAGAUUUGAAAUCUUCCCAGGGGUCGUCUGCAGUGCAAAGCGAUGCACCAGGGAAUGUGUUCUGUGCUUUAUCUCAAAAGUCAUCUUUAAAAGAGGGUAGUGAGAAACCAACCCCAGAAGAUGGGACUCCAGCCGCACAGCCACACCGCCUCCGGUCCUUCAGUGCUUCUCAGUCCACAGAGAGGGAGGGUGCACCCGCUGCUGCUGAGGUUCGAAUCAAGACGGAGCCCCGCAGCCCACCGGCGGAUCCCUCCGACAUCAUUCGGGUCACUGUGGGGGAUGCCGCCGCGGCCGCUUCCAGCUCGAGAGACCUUUCUCUGAAAACAGAAGACAACCAAAAGGACAUGAGCAGACUCCCAGCAAAAAGGCGGUUCCAGGCGGAUCGAAGACUGCCCUUGAAGAAGCUAAAGGUGGACGAGCACGGCUCUCUGGUGUCAGAAGAUAAUCUCGAGGAAGGCUCAAGCCCCACACUCAAAGCAGAUUUUCCAGAUUCUGACUUGAGCAAAGAUGAAUUUGGUGAGUUGGAGGGAACAAGACCAAACAAAAAAUUUAAAUGCAAACAUUGCCUUAAGAUCUUUAGAUCAACAGCAGGUCUUCACCGGCACAUUAACAUGUACCACAACCCAGAAAAGCCCUACGCUUGCGACAUCUGUCACAAGCGGUUUCACACAAACUUCAAGGUGUGGACCCACUGUCAGACCCAGCACGGCAUAGUGAAGAACCCGUCACCAGCCUCUAGUUCACAUGCCGUUCUGGAUGAAAAGUUCCAAAGAAAGCUGAUUGACAUAGUGAGAGAGAGAGAGAUUAAGAAGGCCCUGAUCAUUAAGUUGAGGCGCAGCAAGCCCGGUUUUCAGGGGCAGAGUAGUUCCCCAGCUCAAGUCAUCAAGAGGAACUUGAGGUCGCGAGCCAAAGGCGUGUACAUUUGUACUUACUGUGGAAAGGCCUAUCGCUUUCUCUCUCAGUUCAAACAGCACAUAAAGAUGCACCCCGGAGAGAAGCCUCUUGGAGGACACAAGGUCGCUAAGCCGAAAGCUCUCGCUCUUGAUGGUCCGGUAGCGAGCAAGGAGGUUUUCCAGUGCCGCCUCUGUAACGCUAAGCUCUCUUCUCUCCUAGAGCAAGGCAGCCACGAGCGACUGUGCCGGAACGCCACCGUGUGCCCCUACUGCAGCCUUAGGUUCUUUUCGCCCGAGCUCAAGCACGAGCAUGAGAGCAAGUGUGAGUACAAGAAGCUGACGUGCCUCGAGUGCAUGCGCACCUUCAAGUCCUCCUUCAGCAUCUGGCGGCACCAAGUCGAAGUCCACAAUCAGAACACCAUGGCUCCAGCCGAAAACUUCUCCUUACCCAUCCAGGACCACAACGGUGAAGUCACCGGCUCCUCCAAGCCCCAGGCCCAGCCCGAGCCUCAGAAAGCAAACCACGUGGUCACACCAAAAGAUGACAAUGCAUUCAGUGACUGUUCAGAGCAAGUCAACUUCGAUUCGGAAGAUUCCUCCUGUCUUCCCGAAGACCUUAGCGUUUCGAAGCAACUGAAGAUCCAAGUCAAAGAGGAGCCUGUGGAGGAAGCUGAGGAAGUGGCGCCUGAGGCCAGCACAGCUCCGAAAGAAGCAGCUUCCAGCAAGGACCCGGGCCUGUGGCCCUGUGAGAAAUGUGGCAAGACGUUCACCUCGCACAAGCAACUGGAGCGGCACCAGGAGCUCUUGUGUUCCGUGAAACCAUUCAUCUGUCACGUUUGCAACAAAGCUUUUCGCACCAAUUUCCGGCUCUGGAGUCACUUCCAAUCCCAUAUGUCUCAGGCUACAGAGGACUCAGCGCAUAAAGAAUCUGAAGUGUGCCCUGUUCCCACAAACUCUCCGUCGCCGCCACCUCUGCCCCCACCACCGCCGCUGCCCAAGAUCCAGCCCCUGGAGCCUGACAGUCCAACGGGUCUGCCUGAAAAUGCAGCUCCGGCCACGGAGAAACUGUUUGUGCCCCAAGAAUCAGACACACUUUUUUACCAUGCCCCACCCCUUUCAGCGAUCACAUUCAAACGCCAGUUUAUGUGUAAACUUUGCCAUAGGACAUUCAAGACCGCCUUUAGUCUUUGGAGUCACGAACAAACCCAUAAUUAAAAGACCUCCCCUUUUUCCCUGUAACGAAAUGGGAGCAGUCUCCAGAUUUCAGCCUAAGUUGUGAAAUGUGUCAUAUAAAACAAAAAUAUUUUUUACAAAAAAAUAAUAAAGGUUGGAAAUUGUUAUUCUUGAGUAUAAGUUGGAGGUAAACUGACAUUAAUUAAUAAUGUCUACUCAACUUAGGAAAACACUUAAAAAAUACUGUGCUUCUGGACCUUACAGUCACAGGACAACUUGACUUCAUUAAUGUUGAAAUUGAUUGGUCUUGGUUGUUUGCAUGGUUCCUCAUUCCACAGUGUCAGUAUAAUCUUUAAUUUGAGGUGGUUUUGUUUUCUUACUGAUUUGCAGCUAGUGAAAUACUAUUAAAGGAUUUCUGCUUUUAAUUAUAUCAGACACAUAAGUUCUAGUUAAAUCUCAGCCAUGUUCUUAAGUCCAAAACUUAUCUGGAAGAAGUGGAGUAGUUUGCAGUGUUGAUUUAGGUUUUUAGAAUACUCUAGCAAUAAAAAAGUGAUAAACCUCAACUUUAAGAAGUUAUCCUGACACUUGAUAAAAAUAUUUGGCAUUUUGUGGUCAUGUAGAAUUUUUCGUAUGAAAAUUGUGAGAAAUUUAAAUCAGCAAUAGUAAUACUUAGAUUUUCAUAAAAUAAAAACUUUCUCUUGGGUCACUUAGUGUAGUUAUUGCUGGAAGACUUGGGAGAUGAAAAUAUUAAGAUUUCUGGAAGGCCCCUAAGGUCAGUUUACAAAGGUUUCAGUGGGGACACGUGUUGUGAUCAGAUUGCUGCUGUGCUGUGUCCACAUCACAGUGCAAGUUCAGUCCAGCACUGGAAGGACUUAGAUGUUUGGUUUCCUCUGGCUUAUGCUGCCACAAGUUGAAAAUCUGAGUGUAUUUGGGACAAAAAUAACGUGGCACUAAUUUUGAAAUUAAUAUUAGUAUAGCAAAAAGGUCAGGACCUAUAUUUACAUAGAGUCAGCCUAGGGGCUCUGAAUCCUGAAUUACCAUUCACUUUCAGAGACAUGAAGCAAAGGGAGAAACAGCACACUGCAGUCUCCACAUACUUUUCAAAAAUGAUAUUGACAGUAUACAGUUUCCUACCUCUUUGUCUUGUGAUAAGUUCUGUUAGAAUUGGUUGGAGUUUGUCGUGGUAAAGCGUUCACGUGGUUCUGCUUCAAGUCACUGCUUAGCAUUUCCUAAACGGCUGUUUAAGUACUAUCAAGGGUCCAAAAUUAGUUUUUGUGGUGUUUUUUUUUUUUUUAACUUCUUUUUGGCCCAUAAGGUUUUAGCUUUUUUGGUUUCUUAUAGGUGUUAUCCAAAGUUCUAGGGGCUGUUUCAAAAGGUACAAUUUUUAUUUUACUUGUGUGGGGUGGUCAGAUAUAUAAAAGUAGAAAAAUUGGGGAAUCUACAAAAUCCUUUUAAGGUAGUGAUGUGGAUUAAGACCACCAAGUUUAUUAAUUUUUUUUACAAGCUAUUCUUUCAAAAAAGAAAAAUUACUACUGUGACUAAGAAAUAGUAUGCUGAGUACUUAAAUUUGUGCUGUAGCAGAAAAGAACUGUCCUUAUCAACCUCAUUACCCACAUUCCAGACCAAAGGUAGGAAGGACAGUCUCUUUAUUUGAAACACAAACAUUUUUAUAAAAUACUAAUUGACUUUGUACAUUAUGUAAAUUACAUAUGAAAUUUUGCGUUUUAUUUUUUCACUAGAGGCCCGGUGCACGAAAUUUGUGCACUUGAGGGGGGCUCCCUCAGGCCGGCCUGCACCCUCUUGCAGUCCAGGAGCCCUCAGGGGAUGUCCAGAUGACAGCUUAGGCCCGCUCCCCGUGAGCCUGGCUUCUGGCUGAACAGCACUCCCCCUGUGGGAGCGCACAGUCUUUCCUCUGAUAGGUCAAUUUGCAUAUUAGCCUUUUAUUAUAUAGGAUUUGAAAACUCAAAAGUCCCAAAAUAUUUGAGUGGUUACUUCCUGUUUCUGUUCUUAAAUUUGAUGGUGAAAGGAAAAUAAAAUUAAGUUACAAUUAAUGAUUAUUACAAUCUUUAUAUUUUCUUAAGUCUGCAUUUUAGAGACAAAACUAAAGCAUACAAUUUAAUGUCAAACAUUAGGAUGAAUUAUUGUCCAUUGAGUUCAUUCCCUGUAUGAUGUGGUAUUUCUUACUCUGAACACCUUGGGAUCUAUCCCUUUAGUAGAAGACAGUUUCCCUCAGAGUAAUCAUUACUUAUGGCUGUUUGAGUAUCUAAUAAAUCCACAACACACAGUAUCUUGGCAUUGUAAAUUCAGUAUCCUAGGACUUGAACCUUUAUGCCACUUUUUUGAGGUUUUUUAAAUAAAGUUGACCAGUAAGAUAUUUUUGAUCUAAAUAUAGGCGCUGCGAAUCUGUUAGAUUUUAAGAAUUGCCAGUGGUUUGUCUUGUUAGUUCACAUUUUUGUCUAGGCAAGGAACGUAAGACUUCAAAUAAAAUUUUGAACCAAAAACAUUUAUAAUGCAGUUCUGGUUUUUCUAUUACUUUUUAUACUGUAUCUUAAAAGCAUUAGGCGGAAAGAGUUUAUUUUGGUGGUCAAAAAAUAAAAUAUGCUUCCACUCGUGUAACUAUUUUAAGCGUUAAGAAGUAAAAUAAUGAAAGACAAGUUUAUUGCUUUAUUCAGUAAACAGGUUUUUAAAGAAUAUCUCAGUAGUCAAAUACUCGGUGUAAGACGACUUGCUCUUUCAUUGUUGCAACUCUUUAGCUAGCAAAUAUAUUCUUGAAAAAAGAUUUUUCUGAUUGUAAUUAGUUUUGGAAGUGUAGAAAGUUCAUUAUUCCUUGUAAGUAUUCAGGAUGUCUGCUUUUUUAUGCAGUUGUGGAAAGAAUGUAAGAUGUUUUAAUAUAUUCUUUGUUAAUCUGAGAACUUGUUAUUGAAUCAUUUUCUUCAUGUUGGGGAAGGAGGGAGGAACAUCAUAAAACACGUUUUUAUUAAGGUAAGCAAUGGAGGUAACAUUAGUGCACAUUUUUAUAGUAAUAUUUCAAGAAUAAUAGAAUAUUUACCUUUAAAACUGGUUAUGGUUUGUAUGUAUUUAUAAUUUUAUCAAAAUAUUCAGCUAAUGAUUCAACAGUGAUGUCAUGUGCAUUUGUGGGGAGAUUAAGUGGUUCUUGGUUUUCUGAUCUGGAACAAGUCGUAACAACCUUCUCUUUAAAAAUAUGCCCCAGCACUUAAUUGGUUAUACUCUAAUCCACACACAGCACCCCCUGGUGCUGAGAACAGACACAGACAAGAAUAAAACAUGGCCUUCCCUGGAGGUAAGGGGUGUUUCAUCCACAGGCCAAUGGCCACGGUGAGGGGGAGACAGGAUUAGCUCAUCUAAAGCUGGCCUUGUUCCCUCUAAGUGUGUGUGUGUUCCAUAAUCUGAAACUGUGGGAAGUGAAAUUAUUUGCCUUUUCUUAACUACAAAAAAUAAUUAGAUGUCAUUCAUAACAUCUCUUUAUAAAUUGCACUAAUUAAUAUUGGAACAUUAUAUCAGUUUCUGAUGUAUCAAUGUUUUGCAGUAAUUGUGAAAAGCAUUCAUUUAAAUAAUGCUAACACAUUCUUUAAUAAGUUCUUUAACACUGGCCUUUUUAAGUUUUAAAGAUGGGUUUUUCCCUUGUGGCUUUAGCACUUUAAGAAGUUUGAUGUUUGUCUAAUUUUUUGCCAUGUUUGUUCAGUGCUACUCUGGCUACGGCAUUUCCACGCGACUAGGAAGAAACCGAACAGUCAGCAUUUAGAUCUGGAGGAGAAAAAUGAGUUAACGUAAGGCUUUUCAAAAAUUCCUUAUAGAGGCAGUCAUUUGUGAACCAAAGUAUUCUGCUGUAAAUCUGUAAAAUAAUUGAAUUCAGUGCUCUUUGGUCAUUUGUUAGUGCUAUCCAGAUUUUCCAGUUACAUACUUGGUUAAUAUUGAUUUUCCAAAAGUGAUCAUUUCUUAUUGACAUUAAUCCAAGACUGUUCAAAACUUUUAUUAAAUAUAUGCUUAUUGUUGAAAGAAAAACAAAUGUGGUUUUGUAAUUGUGUAUUUUGUUGUUAUAUCCUUAGCAGAAUAACUCAUUGUUUGAUUUUAUUUAGGAAUAAGCUUUUUUGGACUGAAAAUUCAUAGUCAAAUAGGAUUUCUGUGGAAUGUUAAUCCAUUGCUUAUUCGUAUCCAAUUCUGUUGUCUGUUUACUUUGCUUAAAUCUUGACUAAGAAUGAUGGGAGUCAAUAAAUUUGUACUGUAUUUUG
This is a messenger RNA of Myotis daubentonii (Daubenton's bat), 7965 nucleotides long. RefSeq names its product zinc finger and BTB domain containing 21 (gene ZBTB21). The record is from RefSeq and is a predicted model, not a curated record. Gene Ontology annotation, molecular function: protein binding; DNA-binding transcription factor activity, RNA polymerase II-specific. Gene Ontology annotation, cellular component: nucleus. Lineage: Eukaryota; Metazoa; Chordata; Mammalia; Chiroptera; Vespertilionidae. Gene Ontology annotation, biological process: negative regulation of DNA-templated transcription; regulation of transcription by RNA polymerase II.